AUGAAGAAGCUUCUAGGGAAUAUCAAGAAGAAGAGCGGCAGUCCCGAUCGCAAUGGAAGCCCCAGCCACUCGCUACCACAAGGGGACUCGCCCGAAGCCGUCGUCGUCCGCGAAGUGACAUCGUUCUGUGAAUCUGGCGCCCCCAACUCCGACGCAGCCGGCGAAGAAUAUCUCCAUCUCCCAGCCAUUGUCGACGCCGCAGAGUCGAGUCCUGCCGCCGCCAAAGAAGCCGCUGUGACCAUCCGUCGUUAUUUGAGCAAGGAACACUACCACCGAGGCUUCGCACAGUACAAUGCCAUCAUGUUGUUGCGCAUCCUGACCGACAAUCCUGCCCACGCCUUCACCCAGAACUUCGACGCAAAAUUUGUGUCGACGGUCAAAGAAUUACUGCGCGAGGGCAAAGACACGAGCGUACAGCAGAUACUGCGCGAGACGUUGGACUACAUGGAGUUUGACAAGGCGCCGGGCAAUGACAGCCUUGGACCUCUGAUGGAGAUGUGGAAGAAGGAAAAAGGCAAGCGUAAUGCUUUGCGCCCGACGCACGGCCACCCUCCUGCUGCCUUUGCGGGCCGCCAGCAGCAGCAGCCUCGACGACGUGACACUCUACCACCACCUGACGAGCUAGUCGGCCGGAUAGAGGAGGCCAAGACCACCGCUCGACUCCUGGUCCAGACAGUGCAGUCAACUCCUCAAGCUGAACUGCUCGCGAAUGACCUGGUCAAGGAGUUCGCCGACCGCGCCAGAGCGGCACAGAAGAGCAUACAGAGCUACAUGAAUGCUCAGGAUCCUGCUCCCGACCCAGAUACGAUGCUCACACUGAUCGAAACGAACGACCAACUGAACAUUGCCAUGUCCAAACACCAGAGGGCGGUUCUAGCCGCUAGGAAGGCGACGGGUCUGACGACACCUAGUCCUGCUGCUGAGCCUCAGCAAAAUCCCAUGUCGAUGCCACAGCACGUUCCCGGCCAGAAUGUGUACGCCGAUCACCGUCAAGCUCAUCCGCAGCUGUCCGAUCAUGGUCCUUACUCGGCCUCACCCCCUCGCCGGCAGAACACCAUUCCGACACCCGUCAGUCCACUGCGCCGGGAGGAAGACGAGCAUUUCGCGCCCCCGCCAGGACCUCCCCCAGGCCGUGCCCCGGCACAGGAGACACAAGCGCCACCACAACCCAACGCCGGGCCCUAUGAUUUCUCGAGUGCGGCCAACUUCUCAAACCAAUUCUCUGCGCCGGCACCUCCUCCUUCACUUCCGACCCGGUCUACCGCCCGUCCGCAGUCACAUGUCUAUACUUCGAGCGGCGACUUUGGUGUGGCCGAAAACCCCUUCGCGGACGACGCCUAUGGACCAGGAACACCCCAGAGACCAGCUGCACUAUUCUCGGAUCGGAAUGCCGAUACACCAUCACCGCGACCUGCACAGGGACACUCGGCCAAUCCGCACGUGCACGAGUUGCCUAGCGAGCAUGACCGACCGGGACCGUACAAUGCGGGAUACCAGCCGACGCCCAGUUAUAUGCAUCGACAGGAGUUGUCAGCGGAGCAGGUCACAAUGCACGGUGGAGGCCCAUCUCCCGCGGCGACAGUGACGAAUGGCAGUUCGUCACACCCGCAAGGCGGCAUGUAUGGAAGCCACCCUUCUAGUCCGGUCGACGAUACGCAGGCAGUGGGGCGGAGAAUGAAUGAUAUGCAUAUUUAA
Messenger RNA from Cladophialophora carrionii CBS 160.54, 1695 nucleotides. RefSeq lists its product as uncharacterized. Bases 1 to 1695 code for a protein of 564 amino acids. The record is from RefSeq and is a predicted model, not a curated record. Gene Ontology annotation, molecular function: phosphatidylinositol binding; ubiquitin binding. The transcript has 4 exons. NCBI's taxonomy places the organism in Eukaryota, Fungi, Ascomycota, Eurotiomycetes, Chaetothyriales, Herpotrichiellaceae.